Molecule: messenger RNA, 1393 nt
Organism: Capsella rubella
Lineage: Eukaryota; Viridiplantae; Streptophyta; Magnoliopsida; Brassicales; Brassicaceae
Product: 6-hydroxynicotinate 3-monooxygenase
Exons: 4
Coding region: 17-1243 (408 amino acids)
Molecular function (GO): FAD binding
Source: RefSeq, a predicted model, not a curated record
AAUUUGUGAAGCAGAGAUGGGGGAGAAGAAGGGGAAAGCGAUCAUAGUAGGAGGGAGUAUAGCAGGCGUAUCGUGCGCACACUCGCUCACGUUAGCAGGCUGGGAUGUUUUGGUGAUCGAGAAAUCUUCCGAACCUCCGGCUCGGAGUCCUACUGGUGCUGGGCUUGGACUCGACCCUCAGGCUCGCCAAAUCAUCAAAUCUUGGCUUCCUCGUCCACAUCUGUUAGAUGAAAUCACCUUGCCUCUCUCGAUUGAUCAGAAUCAGGCAACUGAUAGUGAGAAGAAAGUGACGAGUAUUCUAACAAGAGAUGAGGAUUUUGAUUUUCGAGCGUCAUAUUGGUCAGAUAUUCACACUCUUCUGUUUAACGCAUUGCCUCAAUCCAUGUUUCUAUGGGGACACAAGUUUCUGUCUUUCACAAUGUCACAAGAUGAGUCUAGUGUAAAGGUUAAGACUUUAGUUAUGGAAACUCAAGAAACCGUUGAAUUCCAAGGGGAUUUGCUCGUUGCAGCAGAUGGGUGUUUGUCUUCGAUUAGGAAAACAUUCUUGCCUGACCUUAAAUUGAGGUUUUCUGGUUAUUGUGCUUGGAGAGGUGUUUUUGAUUUCUCGGGGAGUGAGAACUCGGAAAUUAUUACUGGAAUUAAGAAAGUGUAUCCGGAUCUUGGAAAGUGCUUGUAUUUUGAUCUCGGUGAACAGACUCAUUGCGUGUUUUACGAGCUUUUUAACAAAAAACUCAACUGGAUUUGGUAUGUCAAUCAACCAGAGCCUGACCUGAAGGGCAACUCUGUUACUCUAAAAGUGACCCAAGAAAUGAUCAGUAAGAUGCAUCAAGAAGCAGAAACCAUCUGGAUCCCGGAGCUGGCGAAACUCAUGAGAGAAACAAAUGAUCCUUUCCUUAAUGUUAUUUACGACUGCGACCCUUUAGAACGAAUAUUCUGGGGAAACGUCGUGCUAGUUGGAGACGCGGCUCAUCCCACGACCCCUCAUGGUGUAAGAAGCACAAACAUGUCGAUUCUUGAUGCGGAAGUGCUAGGAAAAUGCUUGGAGAAAUGUGGGCCUAAUAAUCUAAGCUUGGGUCUAGAGGAAUAUCAGAGAAUAAGAUUGCCUGUUGUUUCUGAGCAAGUUUUGUAUGCCAGGCGUUUGGGACGUAUCAAGCAAGGUCUGGAUCAUGAAGGAAUCGGUGGGGGCGGUUUUUCUUUGGAGCAGAGAAACAUGCCAUUCUUUUCUUGUGCCCCCCUUGUCUAGUGAUGAAUAUUUGAUGUAAGAUAUGUUGUAUUUGUGUGUUAGUAAUUGUGUAUUUAACAUCCCCUGAAGAGAUGAGCAUAACAUUGUGAACGUCAAUAUAGAAACUAUUGAAUACAAGCUUUAUAAAACUGAUGAAACAGUUGUGUUUUA